UCUGUUUCUCUCUCACAUACUUUCUCUCUCUCUCAAUCUAUAUCACCCUCUCUCUUAAUCUAUCUCUCCAUCUUUAUUUAUCCGUCUGUUUCUCUCUCUCUCUCUCUCUCUUUCACGUUUACAACCUUCACUUCCUCAACAAUAACAACUACAACAUGAAUUACGUCUAAAGCACCAAUAACGCGAUUAAGAGCACCACAACUGAACAUCCACGUGGUGGAUCAACCUGCUAAAAAUAGUAGCUGCAUAAUCCUGAAAUCACGCACCGUACCGUCUGAAAUAAGGGUAAGGAAGGACGCACUGAAUAAUGUAAUCCAGCGUAUCAUUGAAACAGACAGGAUGGUCACGGCUGGAAUAAUGCCACUGAUCAUAGGGUUGCUCGAUCAGGGAUAACCUGGAGCUAAACAACAGCAUCGUUGCUAACAACAGCACAACCAAUACCACUACGACCAUACCACCACCACCACCACCACCACCACCACCACCGCCACCACCGCUGCCAACAACAACAACAACACUACCGAGGAAUCCUCUUAGUGAUCACUCGAUCUGCUAGUAAAAGCAACUAAAUUCCUCUCAAACCAAACCCAACCGUCUUAAUGAAAGCAGAACGCAAUUCGGAUAAUAAACCUCAUGCAUUGUUUAAAAAUAAAAUGGCAUGAUUACGGCUGGAUCAUUUUGAUCAUAAGUCUACUAAACCAGGAUUGACCUUGGGUUAGAUAACAGCACUAUUACUCCUACCACCACCACCACCAGCACAACUACCACCACCACCACCACUACUAUCAAUACCACCACCACCAACAACAACAACAGCAACAACAGCUCCCACAAUUACAUCCUCACAAGUUAUGAUAAUUAAAACGCUUAAUAAUACAUCAGGGAUACAGAUAAAAGAAAAACAAAUUAAAUCAAUUAUAUAACACUGAUCAAUACAAAAGUCAGAUCAGAUAAUGACAUCCCCAUCCCAUCAAAACAAACAUACUGAUUUACACAAACGCAAAAUCGCAUUCAUUUUCUAAAAUCUCAUUUGCAAACAAAUAUACAUACAAUACAUAUAUUUGUGCACGUGCACGCUCACGCGCAAACACACACACACACACACACACACACACACACACACACACACACACACGCACGCACACGCACACAUCCCUAUCUAUCUAUCUAUCUAUCUAUCUAUCUAGCUGUUUGUCUACUAUAUAUUCACACACAUACACACUCUCAUAUACAAUGCAUGCAUACAUAUUAAACUAUUCAUUUACAUAUCUGCAUAUACAAUUAUGUAUGUAUAUAUAAACGUGUAUAUAGAUGUAUAUAAAUACGUGUAUAUUAAUGCAUACAUAUAUCAUUAUAUAUAUGGAAAUAUAAAUAAUAAUAAAAAACUAACGUCCCGAAAUGAUAAAGGAUUAGUAGAGAUUUACCAGGAGGUCUAAUCUAUACAACAGGAAUCAAGUAACAACAAUAACAACAAAUAACUGGAACAAAAAUAAGAAAAGCAAUCGCAGCAGUAGUAGCAACAGCAACAACAAAAGCAAUAAAUAUAAAAUAAAUAUUUUGAUUAUAGUCUAACAAAGCACGAAGAUAAAAAAAAAUUUAAAAAUAAGUAUAUAUACAUACAUACAUAUAUAUGUAUGUAUUCACACGAUUGUUUCCAUAUUUAUAUAUGUAUUUUAUGCAUGUCUAUAUAAAUGUUCAGGUGUCUUGGAAAUUCUCUUCGGAUUAAUCACCUUUAAAACAACUCUUUGCCUCGCCUCGCCUCGCCUUUCUUCGGUUUUAUCAUUACCUCACCAAUGUGGGAAACUAUUCAGCGCCAAUUAACCAUAAUUGUGAUGUAAUGUUCAGCAACAGGAAAUGACGUCACUGGGAUGGAAGCUGUUUCUCUUAAUGAUGGUGUUCUCCAACAGUUGCCAUGGUCUACCCCCAGAGUGUAACCGGCAAUACAUCUUUGGAGACAUGCGAUGUGACUGGUGGAUAGGAGGCCCUCGGGACGCCUGGAUGUACGACAAAUCUUCUCGCACCUGUCGACAAAUCCCUUUUCACACUUGUCCCUUGUAUGAAAAUCGAAUUUCAGAGGUCACCUUCAUUUCUCUCUCCCGUUGCGAAAAAAAGUGUAUCAAAUGCGAUACAAAAGUGAUCUACGCUGACAUGCGGUGCGACUCAUUCGAAGGCAAAUUCAGACAGAUAUGGUUUUAUGAUAACCGACGCAACGUAUGCCGUACUACAAUGUUUUACACCUGUUCUAAAUACUUACACAGAGUUGCAGACGUCGCGUUCAUUCGUAAAAUAGACUGUGAAAAUUACUGCCAACGAGGUUCAUUCAUGCCUUUGGUGAACAAAGAACUCUUUGCAGUUCGGAUUCACUUCUACAUCACCAUGCUGAAAAUUAUACUGGACACUACGGAAGUCAGCAUAUCUAGCGGAAGUAUUGAGGAGACGGCACCCAUUACAGCUCGCUGCCAACCGUUGGUGUUUCAUCCCUGUAUAUCUUUAGGUUAUUCUCAGACAUUUUUCCCAAAUCUGUUUGGUGACGAUAACCAGACUGCUGCUCGGCAACGCUUUCGAACUGUAGUUGAACCUUUACUGGAUCGAAGAUGUUCCAAACAACUGAUGGGCUUUUAUUGCGGCCUCAUCUUUCCGAAAUGCACAGGUCGAAUUCCUGCGUUUCCUUGCAGAGAUUUGUGUGUUGAUGUAUGGAAAGGAUGCGGUGACAAACCUACUCUAGGAUUGUGUAAUCAUUUGGUGGAAGAUAAACCACGUUGUUUCCGCCCUCGACCAACAUCAGCUUAAAAUGUAAUUUCUACUCAGAGAUCUCGUCUGCAUAAAAUAUGAAUUAUCAGAUGUUGACAAUAUUAUGGUCCAGUCGCCAGGAAUGAAUUUAAAAAAUGUUUAUGCAUCGAUGUCCUUUCAAAAUAAACCAUAUGAAGUUCUGUGAAGAUGUCCAUGGCAGAAGAACGCUGAAGUGGGUAUUUUACCGCGUGUGAUUUGGCACCUAACAGUUGUGAGUUCAAGUUCCACAGAAGUCGACUUUGUUUUCAUUUCACUUUGAGAUGGAUGAGGAUCGAUAAAUUAGUACCAGGUAUAUAUAUGAAGUGAACAAUUUGAUCGUAUAUAUCAUAUGUUUAUUUCCUUUCCAUUGAGUACUUUUCAAUUCUUUACUGAAUGAAACGUUAGUGUGGCUUGUUAAUUUAGAGAUGGAUGAAAUUUGAAUUCAGAAUACAAAGAACCAGAACAAGUAUCGAUAUUAUAUCAAUUCCGCUGUUUUUCCAUCUUGGAGAGGUACUUUAUUUAUCGAACUAAAAAAGAGGAAAGGCAAAGUUGACCUCAGCUGGAUUUGAACUCAGAGCGCACGCAUAGAACCAAAAUGAAUAUCGCAAAGAAUUCCAUUCGAAGCUCAAAUGGCCCUGCCAAUUUGUAAUGCGUACGUACCUACAUAUGUAUAUAUGUAUGUAUGUAUGUAUGUAUGUAUGUAUGCAUGCAUGCAUUGUGUAGGUAUGUAUGUAUGCAUUUGUGUUUAUGUAUGUAUGUACGUGCGUCUAUGUAUGUAUGUAUGUAUGUAUGUAUGUAUGUAUGUAUGUAUGUAUGUAUGCAUGUAUGUAUGUAUGCAGGGAACGAUUCCAUACACAACACUUGAAUUAACUUGGCCUUUUUUGUUUAAUCAAAAGAAGUCAAUAACGACCAAAGAAAUAAGGCAGUAAAAAAAAUUAGAGAUGAAAGAAAAUGAAAGGAAUUUGCUUAUGGCUCUGACAUUUUCCAUCUCUUAGCAUCGUUUUUGUAUCGAGCAUCAAUACCAACCUUUAGCAAUUGUCUCAUCUUUGUGGCUUGACAUCGUGUCCUAGUAAAAUGUUUUGGAAUCACAUUUAACUGCAAACAACCUCUGCCCUUGGAUAGAAAGGCCAUUUUAUUCAAAUUGGCAGCAGUAAGAAUAAUUCUUGACUUCUAUGAACGAACUUGACAAUACACUUGUUAUGUUCUUUAGAAAAGCAAAUAUUUUCAGGCUAAAUUCUUUAAGCUUUGUCAAUGCCACUAACAAGAAAGACAAAGACAAAGCAAUAAUAAUAAUAAUAAUAAUAAUAAUAAUAAUAAUAAUGAUGAUGAUAAUAAUAGUAAUGAUGAUAAUAAUAAGAAGAAGAAAAAGAAGGGCAAUAAUAAUAAUAAUAGUAAAUAAAUAAAUAAAACAACAGCGACAAUAGUAACAAGAACUAAAGCAUUAAAAUACAAUAAGAGCAAAAAAAACAAACUAAGUUACAACAACAAGAAACACCGCCGACAUCAACAUCAACAUUAUCAGCGACUAAAGCAGUUAACAGUAGUAGCUAACCAUCGAUACAAGUCGAUGUAAAGUAAUAGAAAUAAUAGAUAUAAUAAAAAGGAAGUAGAAGAAAACCCUGCUUAAGCAUACUUCACACACAACCCGCACAUUCACACGCGCACCUGCUCACGUACACACAUGUGUGCGCU
Molecule: messenger RNA, 4461 nt
Organism: Octopus bimaculoides (California two-spot octopus)
Lineage: Eukaryota; Metazoa; Mollusca; Cephalopoda; Octopoda; Octopodidae
Biological process (GO): canonical Wnt signaling pathway; non-canonical Wnt signaling pathway
Cellular component (GO): plasma membrane
Molecular function (GO): Wnt receptor activity; serine-type endopeptidase inhibitor activity; Wnt-protein binding
Source: RefSeq, a predicted model, not a curated record